CUUGCACUGGGCUAACAUUCUCCUCAGAUCAACCUCCCAAUCCCAGCAAGGCUCUUCAGAUCAGAUCAGGUGGGAUGGCAGAUGAGUCUUUUGACCUAUCCAUAAGUGUCGACCUACCGGCCCCUAAUUUUGGACAGAGUGACACUGGAAAGGAGCAGGAAGAGCGAAAUGAUGACGUUGUUGUGGACAUUAUAAAUGAUCGGCUGAACAACAGAGGUAUUGAUAAUGGAAAGGAUCGUAAGCCUUAUAAACCAUCUUUGGUAUCCAUUGGGCCCAAGUACUCUAAAGAGGUUAAUGAAGUUAAGGACAAGGAAUACAAGACUAUGUAUAUGAAGUCUUUUCUCGAAAGGGCAACAGAACAAGCUGAAGAAGAAGAGUAUCGGGAAUACCUUAGGAAUCCAGAUAUGAAAUUGAUGGACAAAGCCCGAAAUUAUUACAAGGAAAUUGGAAUUACCUGCCCCCAUAAUGAUGAAGAGUUGGUAGAAAUGUUGGUUCUUGAUGGUUGCUUUGUGGUGGAUUUUGUUCUGAAAUGCAAGGAAGGCGGCAAUGGUGAUCCCCGCCGUAGCGUUGAAGGGAAGAAAGCUCGUGAAGACAUGCUUCUGUUCGAGAAUCAACUCCCUUUCGAUAUCCUUUCUGCCAUUUAUAAGAAAAUGACUACUGGUGAUAGUGAAGAAGUUCCUAGUUUCGUAAGACUGGUGAAGUUCGCUUUUGCCUCUUUAGCACCAAAGUUUACCAUUAAUAACUUUCAUGAUGACGAUAAACCUCAACAACCCAUGGAUCUACUCCAUGUUGUCUACACUCUUUGUCUUCCGAGCAAAGCGGAAACCCUAAUUUCCCAGGCCGCAGAAGGGAAAGAAGAAAAUAUGUGGCUAAAAUUAAACCAUAUGAACAGUGCCACAGAGCUUAAAGAGGUUGGAGUUAGGUUUGACAAGAUUGGGCAAGUCUUCAAUAUGCCAAAGAAAUAUGGAAAACUUCCAUCACCCGAAUAUAGCGGUGCCAUUAGCUUGUUCGAUAUAACCUUUCGUAAUGGGGUAAUGAGCAUACCUUCUUUUAAAGUGGACAACUUCACUGAACUAUUCUUUCGAAACAUGAUCGCCAUGGAGCAACGCUGUGAGAGACUAAACCCCAAAUACUUCACCGAUUAUGCGAGGUUGAUGGACCACUUAUUGGACACCAAUAGAGACGUGAGUUUGCUCCGAAAGAAUGGAAUCAUUCAAAACCUCUUAGGUGAAGAUAGGAAGGUGGCCUAUAUUUUCAACAACCUUAGUGCUGAGGUAGAUACUUCCACCAACUUCUAUUUUGCAUCAGUGUACAAGGAUGUGGAUGAGCAUUAUUCUCGCUAUAACUAUAAUUAUUAUUCGAAC
Ipomoea nil (Japanese morning glory) is the source of this 1364-nucleotide messenger RNA. Its product is annotated as UPF0481 protein At3g47200-like. The annotation marks the transcript as partial. NCBI's taxonomy places the organism in Eukaryota, Viridiplantae, Streptophyta, Magnoliopsida, Solanales, Convolvulaceae. The transcript has 7 exons. The record is from RefSeq and is a predicted model, not a curated record.